Poecilia latipinna (sailfin molly) is the source of this 1400-nucleotide messenger RNA. RefSeq names its product trace amine-associated receptor 1-like. Gene Ontology annotation, biological process: G protein-coupled receptor signaling pathway. The transcript has a single exon. Lineage: Eukaryota; Metazoa; Chordata; Actinopteri; Cyprinodontiformes; Poeciliidae. The record is from RefSeq and is a predicted model, not a curated record. The coding region runs from base 411 to 1400 and encodes 329 amino acids. Gene Ontology annotation, cellular component: membrane. Gene Ontology annotation, molecular function: trace-amine receptor activity.
CAGUUUCCUGUUCUUAGCUAACAGCUAUGUAUCCCAUUGAGAUGUUCUGUUGUAUUUGCUUCAGUGGUUAUUAAGCCUAAACCAAAUCUGUCUCUCUAUCACAUAUACAGACACACCACACACUAAUAUAUUCACAACACCAUGCACAAAUUGUAGUGUGUCCCAUCUGACUUGGUGACUGAAUGUUUGCAUUCAUUAUGAUAAUUAGAUGGACUCCCCUAUUUAUUUGUCAGGUUAUGCACAGAGAGGGCGACGCCUGUGUGAGUGAAUUCUGACAUGCUUGGUAAACUACAUGUGCUUUAUUCUGAUCUUUUGACGGUGAUGUGUACGAUCCAUAUUGGUGUUGAUGUUGUGGAUUUUAGCAGUAAAGUAUAUUUGUAUUGAUUGUGAUAUUUCAGAUAUCAUCCACUAUGGAACCAGAGGUGAAUGCCAGCAGAGCUGCCAUACAUCCCUGUUAUGAAUCAUACGACUCGUCUUACAAAUUUACAAGCAACCCUUCUUUUAUUUGUGUGGCAUUGUAUGUUUUCCUUGGCUCUCUGUCUCUCAUAACAGUGUGUGGAAAUCUCCUUGUGAUAACGUCAAUCAUGUACUUCAAACAGCUCCACACUCCCAACAACUACCUCGUUCUCUCCCUUGCUGUGGCCGACCUGCUUGUCGGCAUUUUAGUUUUCCCCUUCAGCAUGGCGUUCACCGUCACUUCAUGCUGGUAUGAUGAAGAUUUGUUUUGCAAAGUGCGAGGCAGCUUUGACGUGACACUGAGCACAGCUUCCAUUUUGAACCUAUGUUGCAUUUCUAUCGACAGGUAUCACGCUGUGUGUAAGCCGCUGACUUACAAAAGUACAAUGACUGAUCGUAUCAUUGCAAUGAUGAUUCUGGGAUGCUGGGGUACGGCGGCUUUAAUUGGAAUUGGCAUCAUCAUUGCAGGAUUCAAUCAGGGAAAAUGUGAAGGGGACUGUGUAAUUGAUGCUUUGAUAUCAACCACUUUGGCAUGUAUUUUUUCUUUCUAUAUCCCAGUCAUUAUAAUGCUUGGUAUUUAUCUAAAGAUUUUCCUUGUUGCGCAGAGUCAGUUAAACAGCAUCCACAGUACUGGCUGUCGAAGCAAAAAGUCUACUGCAGCUGUUAGCAAGACGGAAAGAAAAGCAACAAAAACCCUCGCUGUUGUGAUGGGGGUUUUUAUCUUGUGCUGGAGCCCCUACUUUCUGUGCAUCAUCUUUCAGCCUUUAACAUAUGAUGUGACGCCAAUUUCUGUUAUCGAAACUCUAAACUGGCUAACUUUGUCAAAUUCUAUGUUGAAUCCUUUCAUCUAUGCUUUCUUUUACAGCUGGUUUCGAUCAGCUGUCAGAAUGAUGAUUUCUGGAAAGAUUUUUCAAGGAGACUUUGCAAACGCAAAGCUCUUCUAA